Schistocerca nitens (vagrant locust) is the source of this 834-nucleotide messenger RNA. Its product is annotated as elastin-like. The transcript has 7 exons. The record is from RefSeq and is a predicted model, not a curated record. NCBI's taxonomy places the organism in Eukaryota, Metazoa, Arthropoda, Insecta, Orthoptera, Acrididae. The coding region runs from base 112 to 834 and encodes 240 amino acids.
GCACGCAGCACGCAGAACCGCGUGAGUACCGUAGCCAGCGCCAGACCGACAUCGCGUGACCCGUCAACGCACAGCCGCACAUCUACUGCGGAAGCAGAGGGUGAGUCUGCCAUGCUGCUGCUGGUGAUGGUGCUGGCGGCGGAGACGCGCGGCGCUGAAGACGCGGACGUGGACGGCCUGGACGCGGCAGCCCUCCAGGGCCUCAGCGACCUGCCACUGGACGCCCUGCUGCGCGUGCGCAGAACACUGGGCUCCCAGCACACAGCAACCGAAGAGACGGCGACGGCGUCAGGGACCGAACCGGUCAUGGAGAAUGACGCUCCUGCGGAGGCGGCGGGGGCGGCGGGGGCGCUGGUGGGCGGCGGGCCUGGCCCAAAGGCUGCCAGGAGGGGUGGCAGCGCCGGGGGCGGUGGAUACGGCUACGGUCCGAGCGCCGGCAUGAUGAAGAAGGGCAAGCAGAAGGGCAUGGCGGACAUCUUCCAGGGCUCCGUGACGGCGCUCGCCUUCCUCGCCUUCGCCGGCUACAUCGUCUGCCUCGUGGUGCACGCCAUCCGCUCCAGUGGAGGAACUGGAGGGGCGGAUGGUGGCGUCGGAGGUGGCGUCGGUGGCGUCGGCGGCAGCAUCGGCGGCGUCGGGGGCAGCAUCGGGGGCGGAGUUCCUCCCCCCGCGCUGGUGCUGCAGCCUAUUGUUCUGGGCGGCGGUCGAAAGGCUACGCCGGGGGCCGUGCGCGCGGCCACCGCCACCUGGAGCUGUAGGAUUCCACCGCCACGCUUUUCUGCCCGCUCCCUAGUCGCGUGGACGCAGGGAGGCGGCUGCGAGACACCUUGUGCGUAG